CACAGGGGGGUGAAUUCUCCUCCCCCCUCCUCUUCGCACAUUACUGAUAUAUAUAUAUAUAUUCAUUAUUUUCUGUUAUUUUUCAGGGAUGAAUAUAUAGAUUUAUUUUUUCUAAAUCGGCCAGAUCUUCUAAAUAUUGAUGUUGGUGAUAUAACUCAUCGACGAAUUUUGCGAGAAAAAUUAAAGUGCAAGUCUUUCAAAUGGUAUUUAGAAAAUAUUUACCCAGAAAAGUUUAUUCCGAACAGAAACGUUCAGUUUUAUGGAAGAUUUUCUGCAAAAAAUCAAAACCUCUGCUUGGACGACUUACAACAAGAUAACGAGAAACCAUACAAUUUAGGUGUUUAUUUUUGUUCAACACAAAAUAUUACUCGAUCACAAUUCUUUUCAAUAACUCGCGAAGGUGUUCUUCGAAAUGAAUUAUCUUGUGCUUCAAUACAACAAAAUUAUUCGAAAAGAAGUUAUGUCGUAAUGGCCGCAUGUUUUGAUAAUGACGCAUAUAAUGAAAAAUGGGAAUUCUUAGAGAAUUCAAGUCAAAUUAGAAAUGUUGUUAAUAAUAUUUGCCUAGAUUAUAGCGGGUUGAACGCACAGGAUAAUAUAUUUGCCCAAGAAUGCGAUUCACGAAGUGAAACUCAGAAAUGGAGAGUUGAGACAAAUUGAUUUUUAUACAAAAAUAAGACAAAAUAAAUAAAGAUAAAUUUCAAAAAAGGAUUAA
Contarinia nasturtii (swede midge) is the source of this 712-nucleotide messenger RNA. RefSeq names its product polypeptide N-acetylgalactosaminyltransferase 1-like. The record is from RefSeq and is a predicted model, not a curated record. Gene Ontology annotation, cellular component: Golgi apparatus. Lineage: Eukaryota; Metazoa; Arthropoda; Insecta; Diptera; Cecidomyiidae. The transcript is spliced from 4 exons. The annotation marks the transcript as partial.